This is a messenger RNA of Notodromas monacha, 606 nucleotides long. The record is from the annotation of a GenBank genome assembly. Lineage: Eukaryota; Metazoa; Arthropoda; Ostracoda; Podocopida; Cyprididae.
GUGAUAGAAACUUUGUGCGGUUUGGAUGCACUUGAAAUCGUCAAUCUUCUGAAGAUACGUGACCAGAAAACUCGACAAGUGGUAACUGAGCUUAAGCGUAAACUUCGAGACGAAGUUUGUGGCAGUUUCACGCUGAAACGUUUCCCAGAACUGGCGGGUGAUGCCGAAAAAGUGGUGAUAAUCGAUUAUCAGCCAGGUUUUGAUCCUGACCUGAUCUCGAAAUGGAAGGGGCGUCGGCUGUUGCAAAAACGACCACGUCCUGCCAAUCAAUAAUGACAGUGAUCUAUGCUCUUGUUUCAGCAUCGGUUUGUUUUUCUUCAUUCUCAAAAGUAGCGGUAUUUCCGCAAGUGAGAGUUUUUCCAGAUUUUUGUACGCCGAAUUUUUUUUUAUGCUGUUUGGAGCGUUCGGAAACAAGUCUUACGGGUUUUCUUUUGAAAUUUCAUUAGAGCUUUGUGAUUUAGAUGAAGAGAAACCAAACUUUUUUUUUAUUUAUUGCAGGGGAAGUUGAUAUUAAAAAAUAAUGGAAAUGCAGCGAAUGUUCGUGAGUGAGACAGAGUUGGAGGAGAAGCGGAAGAAGAGGCAGGAAGAGUGGACUAAGGUCCGGAC